UGCUCUCAUCCUUCUAGACCUAUCGGCUGCCUUCGAUACUGUGAACCAUCAGAUCCUCCUCUCCACCCUCUCCGAGUUGGGCAUCUCCGGCGCGGCCCACGCUUGGAUUGCGUCCUACCUGACAGGUCGCUCCUACCAGGUGGCGUGGCGAGAAUCUGUCUCCUCACCACGCGCUCUCACCACUGGUGGCGAAUCGCAUCUCUGCAUGUCUGGCAGACAUAUCAGUGUGGAUGACGGAUCACCACCUCAAGCUGAACCUCAGCAAGACGGAGCUCCUCUUCCUCCCGGGGAAGGACUGCCCGUUCCAUGAUCUCGCCAUCACGGUUGACAACUCCAUUGUGUCCUCCUCCCAGAGCGCUAAGAACCUUGGCGUGAUCCUGGACAACACCCUGACGUUCUCAACUAACAUCAAGGCGGUGUCCCGUUCCUGUAGGUUCAUGCUCUACAACAUCCGCAGAGUACGACCCUGCCUCACACAGGAAGCGGCGCAGGUCCUAAUCCAGGCACUUGUCAUCUCCCGUCUUGAUUACUGCAACUCGCUGUUGGCUGGGCUCCCUGCCUGUGCCAUUAAACCCCUACAACUCAUCCAGAACGCCGCAGCCCGUCUGGUGUUCAACCUUCCCAAGUUCUCUCACGUCACCCCGCUCCUCCGCUCUCUCCACUGGCUUCCAGUUGAAGCUCGCAUCCGCUACAAGAACAUGGUGCUCGCCUACGGAGCUGUGAGGGGAACGGCACCUCAGUACCUCCAGGCUCUGAUCAGGCCCUACACCCAAACAAGGGCACUGCGUUCAUCCACCUCUGGCCUGCUCGCCUCCCUACCACUGAGGAAGUACAGUUCCCGCUCAGCCCAGUCAAAACUGUUCGCUACUCUGGCCCCCCAAUGGUGGAACAAACUCCCUCACGACGCCAGGACAGCAGAGUCAAUCACCACCUUCCGGAGACACCUGAAACCCCACCUCUUCAAGGAAUACCUAGGAUAGGGUAAGUAAGGGUAAGUAA
Messenger RNA from Oncorhynchus keta (chum salmon), 999 nucleotides. RefSeq lists its product as uncharacterized. The transcript is spliced from 2 exons. The record is from RefSeq and is a predicted model, not a curated record. Lineage: Eukaryota; Metazoa; Chordata; Actinopteri; Salmoniformes; Salmonidae. The coding region runs from base 231 to 980 and encodes 249 amino acids.